GCGCAAGCGCAAAGGCAUACGCCCUUUGAAGACUCCAUUGCCCAGGGUGCAUUGCCUUCAGGAGGGCUUUUUUUUUCGGCGAGUGUUGUCGAGUUCUCUUCUUGGGGUCUGAUGGGUCCGCAGACUCCGUUACCCAGCUUCCUUUGUGGAGCGCUAUUACGCAUUUCCUGUGGAACCGCCUGAGGAGAGUGGGUGGAGUUUACGGAGCCGGUGGGCGGUAGGCGGUGCUGCCGGUAGCUGGGUGCUGUCCAAAGGCGACUGGGCUACGCUAGGGGAGCGAGCUGUGACCGGUUGGGCCGCACUUACCGUGGAAAGAAGCUUCAGCUCCUAUUUGGCUACCUACGGCCUCCCCUUCAUGUCGGCCCUCGAGAAGAGCAUGCACCUCGGCCGCCUGCCCUCUCGGCCCCCUGUACCCGGCAGUGGGGGUAGUCAGAGUGGAGCCAAGAUGCGAAUGGGCCCUGGAAGAAAACGGGACUUUUCCCCUGUUUCUUGGAGUCAAUACUUUGAGUCCAUGGAAGACGUAGAAGUAGAGAAUGAAACUGGCAAGGAUACUUUUCGAGUUUACAAGAGUGGUUCAGAGGGUCCAGUCCUACUCCUUCUACAUGGAGGAGGCCAUUCUGCCCUGUCCUGGGCUGUGUUCACGGCAGCGAUCAUUAGUAGGGUUCAGUGUAGGAUUGUGGCUUUGGAUCUGCGAGGUCAUGGUGAAACAAAAGUCAAGAAUUCUGAAGACCUGUCUGCAGAAACAAUGGCAAAAGAUGUCGGAAAUGUGGUUGAAGCCAUGUAUGGGGACCUCCCUCCUCCAAUUAUGCUGAUUGGACAUAGCAUGGGUGGUGCUAUUGCAGUCCACACAGCAUCAUCCAACCUAGUGCCAAGCCUCCUAGGUCUGUGCAUGAUUGAUGUUGUGGAAGGUACAGCCAUGGAUGCCCUUAAUAGCAUGCAGAAUUUCUUACGUGGCCGUCCUAAAACCUUCAAGUCUCUGGAGAAUGCCAUUGAAUGGAGUGUGAAGAGUGGCCAGAUUCGAAAUCUGGAGUCUGCCCGUGUCUCAAUGGUUGGCCAAGUCAAACAGUGUGAAGGAAUUACAAGUCCAGAAGGCUCAAAAUCUAUAGUGGAAGGAAUCAUAGAGGAAGAAGAAGAAGACGAAGAAGGAAGUGAGUCAGUAAACAAGAGGAAAAAGGAAGAUGACAUGGAGGGGUUGCCCUUAGAGACUCAGAACUUGCUCUUAUUUCUUCAGACCAAGAAAGAUCAUCCAUACACUUGGAGAAUUGAACUGGCAAAAACAGAGAAAUACUGGGAUGGCUGGUUCCGAGGCUUAUCUAAUCUCUUUCUUAGUUGCCCUAUUCCUAAGUUGCUGCUCUUGGCUGGUGUUGAUAGAUUGGAUAAAGAUCUGACUAUUGGCCAAAUGCAAGGGAAGUUCCAGAUGCAGGUCCUACCUCAGUGUGGCCACGCAGUCCAUGAGGAUGCCCCAGACAAGGUAGCAGAAGCUGUUGCCACUUUCCUGAUCCGGCACAGGUUUGCAGAGCCCAUCGGUGGAUUCCAGUGUGUGUUUCCUGGCUGUUAGUGACCUGCUAUCCAUCCCUCCCUCAACAUUGAGCUCUGUUGUAAAUACAUCGCACCAGAGGCCACUGUGAUGCCGCUGUCUCCUUCUCACCAUCCUGCCCGACCAUGUGACACCGGCUCCCUGUAGACGGGCAUCCCCAGAUGUACAAACCCUUUCGUGUAUUCCUGCCAAAAGCAUUGUUUUCCAGGGCCUUUGACUAUCAUCGGCCUCCCUAGUCCAAGGCUCCCCAGCUCCUACCCCUUUCCUGUUCAGGGGUAGCCCCUGCCAGUUCUCCCUGCCUUACCUAGGGUGAAGCCUCCAUCAGAACUGCCACCCUGGGCCUCUAUUCCUGGCAUUAGGCAACGCAUCUGGGUCCAGAUGUCUCCCCAGGCUCAGAAACCUCCAUUCCUUGAGAUUGUUCUUGGCAUGGUCCUGCCCCACCUCAAGGGAUGGACCAUGGACAGGGUGGUCCUUGUUUUACCCUUUCAAAUAAAACACCAGUCAGGUACCUUUUUAUCCCAGUCUUAUUCUUCCAGGAUUGGAAGACCUAUAAAGUCCAGGAUUCAAUCCUUAUGUACAAGGAGGGGUGGUGGAUAGCAUCACAAGAAACCAACCUGAAAAUCAGGUCCAGCCAGUCCAAGCACAUGGCCUCCCAUCUGGGGAGAGCCCAUCGUCCCACUCCCACAUGUCUGGGCACCUGCCUUGGGCUGAGGCCAGGUUGCUCCAGGGGCCUCUUGAGCCCUCACCUGCCACAGAGCAACCCAGGUUAAGUACAGCCCACGCACAAAGCCACAGACUAAAGCCUGUGGAGUUGUUUUUAAGAAUCAAAUUGAACCAUUUUCAUCACUGGUCCCUGGAGGUGUGCAGAGUGCCCGCUUGCCUCUUCUAGACCCACAGCUUAUCUUUGUCAUUUGUGGUUUCCAUGUCACUCUUCGUAGAAACAAUACAGCCUAGCAUCCUCAAUCUUUGCCCCUCUUCCAGCUGCCUCAUCAUACACCGCAGCCUCCCCCUGCUGCCCAGGCACGCCAUUUCCAAGGGCAGGGAAGGGCAGUCUCCUGCAGCCCGUCUUUUCUGUGACUGUCUUAGGUGAUGCAUAGCCCCCUCCACCUUUCCACCCAACAACUUCCUAUCCCUGCCCUGCUGCACGGUCCGGAGUCUGGGACCUACUUUGUUUCUUUGUUAUUUAUGAUCUUGUUAAAGAAAAUAAAUAUCUCCCAACCUUUAUCAAUCUA
This is a messenger RNA of Pteropus alecto (black flying fox), 2769 nucleotides long. It is a transcript of the gene PPME1, whose product is annotated as protein phosphatase methylesterase 1. Gene Ontology annotation, biological process: protein demethylation. The record is from RefSeq and is a predicted model, not a curated record. NCBI's taxonomy places the organism in Eukaryota, Metazoa, Chordata, Mammalia, Chiroptera, Pteropodidae. The coding region runs from base 356 to 1558 and encodes 400 amino acids. Gene Ontology annotation, molecular function: protein methylesterase activity. The transcript has 14 exons.